AUGUCGGACGACGAGAGCUUUCUCAUGCAGGCGCCCCCAGCUAUCGGCCUCACGCAAGUUGCCAAAGACGGCUUCAAGCAGCGCGAGGAGGCGAUGGAGCGGCGCACAGAGGAAGAGUUCAACUUCCUCAGGGCGACGCAGGUCCCGCGUGAUGAAGACGACGAGGACGAGGGUGGUUUCGAACCCAAGAUGAGCCGCCCGACGCCGCGCUUUGCCUCCCCGUCGUUAUCGGCAGGGAGCAACUCGCCAACCCCGCCCUUUCGGUCGGGGGCCGCGGCCUUCCGCGAGACAUCUGUGACUCCCAAGGCGGCCAAGACGCGCGUGGACAAGGAGAAUGGGCCUGUGUCAUCACCACAUCGGGUCACCGACUCGCCUGCUCUCCAGCCAGAGGUUAUCAACAUCAACUCGACGCCUGACGAUAUCGAAGCCGACGAGCCGUGGGAGAACGGCUGGGAAGCGGACGGCUGGGGCGGCGAUGCGGUGUUGAUCUGGGAAGGCGAUGGAGAGGCUUACUCGUCAUACGAAGUCUCGUCGGUCGCGCCCAGCGAGGCUGGUGUCUCGGAGAAUGAGUGGGGCGCGGACGCCACUCUGACGUGGGACGGCGUCGGCGAUGGGCUUGACGAAACUGCGAGCGACUUCGAGUCCAACGACGGCGCCAGCAACCAUCGCGACGAUGAGAUCGUCGACGACUCGGACGACGACCAUGACGACGACCACGACGACAUCGAUGAAGAGCCAGAAUACCACGACAUUGAUGCCAUCGGUUCGGACGAAGAGGACGACGAAGCUGCCGACUCACCGCCACCUGCCACAUCCUCCGCCAUGCCCGACUACAAGUCAUGGGACACGGCCAAACUCCAACGCCUGGCGAAACAGUACGGCUACCGUUCAGAUCUCGGCCACGCCGCAUUAGUCAAGGUAGCCACGAAUGUCUGGGCAGCCCUCCACCCUCCCGACGUACCCGCCUCACGCACAAAAGGCAAAGGCAAAGGCAAGAACUCAGCCACGGCAACCAUCGUGCGUGCCGCCAAGCAGCCACCCGCGCCGAGGCGGCGGGCCCCCAAGAAGCAAACAACUGAUGCUUCCUCUGACGCCGGGGACGCCGAGGACGCCGACAUGGGCUCGACCGCCGCCACCAACGCUGCGCUGGACGCCCAGUUCCACGCCAUGAUUGUCGGCGACAAAGCGUUCUGGCUGCGUAUCCUGCGGUACGAGCCCAUUGCUUUUGAUGAGAUGGUGAGCCGCGGAAAUGUGGCGGGUAUCAAGACGAGGGGGUGGAAGAACCGUCUCAAGCGCUUCCUCGACUUGAAGGGCAUCAUCUACUACACUUCUGAUCCAACUGGUCCGCGGCGGCGUCGUUAGCGACUACCACAAACCACAACCAUGUCCACUUCACACAUACAUGUCCACCAACUAUUGCAUUCCCCACAACCAUCACUGUAUAUAAUUCUCAGGUAAGACCUGUGGGCACGCGGUCGCCUCGGCCCCCGCCCUAUGUUGUUG
Vanrija pseudolonga is the source of this 1503-nucleotide messenger RNA. RefSeq lists its product as uncharacterized. The record is from RefSeq and is a predicted model, not a curated record. Lineage: Eukaryota; Fungi; Basidiomycota; Tremellomycetes; Trichosporonales; Trichosporonaceae. Gene Ontology annotation, biological process: DNA repair; DNA replication. Gene Ontology annotation, cellular component: Slx1-Slx4 complex; nucleus. The transcript has 3 exons. Bases 1 to 1362 code for a protein of 453 amino acids.